GACGAUACGCGUUGCGGGUAGAUAAGAUUCUGAAGGACUAUUUAUUCGACAAAGGAUCGAAUAAAUUCUCCUCCCUUUCAUAUUCGUGUACAAAAAAACCGAAACCGAGGAGAGCAAAAACGCGUCCGAUCCUCCGACCGAUCGGAUCGCGGACACCGUUCUCUUCGAAUCGCGCGAUCUCGAUUCUCGUCCGGUCUGAAACCUGUCGCGAAGUUGUCGCGAUAACCUCCUCGGCCUGCCGCCGUUUCUCGAGGCCGUGAGUGAAAUUUCUGCCAUCUGCUGAAACAGCUGCCAAUUUCGCGAGCAACCGUUAUCUAUUUUCGGCAGAUAUAUAGCGCGUCCGGUAGUCGACGGAAUCUACGAAAAAGUCUUUACGACCAGAUACUUCGGAGUCAGUGUGCUGUUGGAGGAUCUGUUAUUAAAAAAAAUACCCAGUGUAUUGAUCAAAGCGUUUCUUGAUUGUGUUGGAGCUUGUUGUCUCAGCAAUAAUGUCCGGAAGCAGUGAUAGUUUCAACAACAAUACCUGUGUGGUGUGUUACAAGAAUGUUGACAUCUACAGCAUCGGCAUGUGUGAGCAUCCUGUGUGUUACGAAUGUAGCACCAGAAUGAGAGUGCUCUGUCGGCAGAACGAGUGUCCAAUCUGUCGUCAGGAUAUGCCAAAGGUUGUGUUCACGCGAGAGAUUAAGCCGUUUCAUAGUUUGACUAAUAUAAAUCUGGUGGACACGCGAUACGACAUCUAUUUCUGUAGUCCUGACAUUCAGGAAAAGUUUACCGAAUUGUUAGCUAACACUUGUUCGAUAUGUAAGGAGAAACAGGUGUUUAGCAGUUUUAGUAGUUUAAAGGAUCAUAUGCGACAACGACACGAGCUGCAUUACUGCGAACUGUGUGUAGAAAAUUUAAAGAUAUUUUCACAUGAAAGGCGUUGCUACACAAGAGCAAAUCUGGCCACGCAUAGAAGAAAAGGUGAUAUUGAUGAUAAAAGUCAUAAGGGUCACCCGCUCUGUGAAUUCUGUGAUCAACGUUAUAUGGACAACGAUGAGCUUUAUCGACAUUUGAGGAGAGAUCAUUUGUAUUGUCACUUCUGCGACGCCGACGGUUUGCAUCAGUACUACAGCUCGUAUGAUUAUCUCAGAGAUCACUUUCGACAGGAACAUUAUUUGUGCGAAGAAGGAUUGUGCGCAGAGGAAAAGUUUACGGGUGUUUUCCGAACUGACAUAGAUCUAAAAGCGCACAAGGCUACGGUACACGGCAAGCAGUUAAGUAAAGCUGCCGCGAAACAGGCGAGAACUUUAGAACUGGAGUUCACAUUGGCGCCACGCGGCGAAAAUCGGAUGAACAGAAGAGGCAUGCCAGGCCCCGCUACAUCGAGAAGCUCGAGAGAUUACAACGGCAGAGACUAUAAUGUUAGAGAUUAUCAAUCGGGACCGACGCCAAGCGGAUCUACUUCGUUCGCGUCCAACAACGAGCCUAUUUUCACGAGACAACCGGAUGUACAAAGUACCGACGAGUUCCCUACGUUAGGUGGCGGCGCCGUUCCCCCCGUCGUUCCCACGUUAACGCAGCCUAAGAGCAGAGGAAACGUGACUAUUCGCAGUACCGUGAGAAAUCAGCCGCUCGCGGUUACGGACGAAAACUUUCCUGCGCUUGGUCCGGAUUCGGCAGGACCGAGUAUCUCGAAGACGGUGAACUUUAGCGUCUCCAGCAGUAGUAACGCUUCGGGUUCCGGUGGUAUGUCGCAGUGUCAAAAAGCUUCCACAUCUUCAAACGUUUCCAUUCAGGUGAAUCACGAGCCCAACGGUACCGUCACCACUCGAGUGUCCGGACCCAACAUCAGGAUACGUCCCGCGCAAUUGUCCAUAGAUUCCGAUUUCCCCGCCUUAGGCAGUUCCGAACCGUCCACCAGUACUGCCAAUUCGACACAGUGGAAAGAAGUUCUGCAGUGGACUUGCUCGAAGUCGGCAUCAACGAAUGUGCCGAAGUCAAAGAAAAUCGCGCCAGCGCCCGUGAUACCUUCGCCGCCGACCAUUCAAUCAGGAGAAGAUUUUCCUAGUUUAUCCAAAUCGUCGAAAUCAAAGAAACAAUCUGUGAUUACGAUGGUGCCAUCGGUACCUUCGUGGAGACAGAGCUCACAGAAUAACGGCAAUUCGCAGAGCAAUUCCAGCAAUAACGCGCAAAAAUCAACAACUGACCAAACCAAGAGCAAGACAAAGAAGAAAAAAGCGAAACAGACUUCUAGCAGCAACAGUUCGAGCGGAAACGAAUCUAAUAACUCGAAAUCGAAUGCGAAUAUCGCGGUAACAAAGAAGAACGUCGAAUUGGCGCACAGCGUUGACGUGAACAGCGCGUCUAACGAGAGCUCGCAGAGCACGCAGGAUACCAAUAACAGUAUGAGCAAUAUCGACAACGCGUCCAAACAUUCGAACGUUCGUAAUUCGAAGGAAACAGAAUACACGAGUAAGAAAGAUAAGAAGAAGAACAAAAACAACGUGGACGCAAGUUCGGACGUUGCGACAGUUAUAAACAUGGAAUCUGUUGGCGGAGGCAGCAGCAGUUUUUCAAACGGAGAAAAACAGAGGAAACGCAGCGAGCUCAAAAUAGACAGCUUGAACACGACUAACAACAAUAUACAUAGAGCGGAGGAUUUCCCCGUUCUGGGUAGCGUCAGCGGCAACAGACUGCCUGACUUUACGAAUCCGCCGCCUGGUUUCGCCUCACCGACUCCGCCACCACCACCUGGAUUUUCGAUCAAAUACAACAGUAUCGACCGAUUGCAAGGCAGUAACGGCUUGACGUUCACGAACAGUUCCGGCGAGAGCUACUCCAUUCUACCGGACAACAGCAGCAAACAUUCUUACGUGACGCCGCCCGACUUUCAGAAACGAAACAGUUGUCUCGUGACAAAGCUCAAUGACGUUCUGGUGGAACAAGAUAAAAUCGAAGAGUUUCGCUACGUUAGCGGUCUAUUUCGCGGGGGCACUUGCGACGCGCAGGAGUAUUACACACAUUGUCGCGAAGUGAUGGGCGCCAGCGCGUUCGAAAGCGUGUUUCCCGAACUUCUAGCGCUACUGCCGGACAUCGCGAAGCAACAGGAACUGUUCAAGGUACAUAAGCGAGAAGUCGGCGGCAAGACGAAGGGAUUGGAGAUGUGCGCAACGUGCGGCCAGGUUCUCAGGAACGGAACGGACUUCCGAACACAUAUGUCUAGUCACACGCUAGAAAAUCACUUUCCGGCAUUGGGCAAAUGCAACACGCCACCACCGAAAAACACGUGGGUACGUAAAUGAGUAAAAUUGCGCUCACACAUCGACCGUCGUUGUUCCCAGGAACUUGAGUGAACCGAUUCGCCCGUGCUGAAAACAAAUUUUGUAAAUACAAACGCUCUUGUGUUAUUUGUAUCAUCACCGAGAUAAUACUUGUCUCAUAUUGUGUUACACACACAUCUAUAGUACGUAAAACUACCAGCAUGACUACGUAAUAUUUAUUCUAGAAAAAAAAAAAAAAAAAGAAAA
Pseudomyrmex gracilis is the source of this 3509-nucleotide messenger RNA. RefSeq names its product zinc finger protein 598. The transcript has 3 exons. The record is from RefSeq and is a predicted model, not a curated record. Gene Ontology annotation, molecular function: ribosome binding; ubiquitin protein ligase activity. Gene Ontology annotation, biological process: rescue of stalled cytosolic ribosome; protein ubiquitination. Lineage: Eukaryota; Metazoa; Arthropoda; Insecta; Hymenoptera; Formicidae. The coding region runs from base 489 to 3284 and encodes 931 amino acids.